GCGCAUCUCUGUAUCGGUGCUGUAUCUCACUGCAGCUUCUCGGUUCCCCGGCUCAUGUGGGCUCAGCUGGGCUUUAGUUAUCCUCCACUGCGGACUGGAAGUGCUGGUUUGUCUCCGAGAGCGGGCAUGCCGGUGUAAAGGGGCUGAAGGAAUCAUCUUUUAUUGCCGUCGUAUCGCUGUCUCUGUGCUGCAGCUCGGUACUUCAGUAAGCGGCCUGACUGAGAGAAAAUGUCGACCAGAACGCCAUUACCGACCGUUAACGAGCGCGACACGGAGAAUCAUGUAUCUGUAGACGGCUUCCCCGAGCCCCCAGCACCUCCAGCCAAGUCAGCCAGCAGACAGUCUCUCCCACGAUGUCGCAACUCUGUGGCCUCCAUCACGGACGAACAGCCUCACGUCGGCAACUACCGGUUGCUCAAAACCAUCGGCAAGGGCAACUUCGCCAAAGUCAAACUGGCACGCCACGUUUUAACGGGACGGGAGGUUGCAGUGAAAAUUAUAGACAAGACACAGUUAAACCCGACUAGUUUACAGAAGCUGUUUCGUGAAGUAAGGAUUAUGAAGAUUUUAAAUCAUCCUAAUAUAGUGAAGUUGUUUGAGGUCAUCGAAACGGAGAAGACACUUUAUUUGAUAAUGGAGUACGCCAGCGGAGGUGAAGUAUUUGACUACUUAGUUGCACAUGGAAGAAUGAAGGAAAAGGAAGCCCGGGCCAAAUUCCGACAGAUUGUGUCAGCGGUGCAAUAUUGUCACCAGAAAAAAAUAGUCCACAGGGACCUCAAGGCAGAGAAUUUGCUCCUGGAUGCUGAUAUGAACAUAAAGAUAGCAGACUUUGGAUUUAGUAACGAAUUCACCAUUGGGAACAAGCUGGACACGUUCUGUGGCAGCCCUCCCUACGCUGCUCCUGAGCUCUUCCAGGGCAAAAAGUACGACGGGCCUGAGGUGGACGUCUGGAGUCUGGGUGUCAUUCUGUACACGCUGGUCAGCGGCUCGCUCCCCUUUGAUGGACAGAAUUUAAAGGAGCUGAGAGAGCGAGUGCUGAGAGGGAAGUAUCGAAUCCCGUUCUACAUGUCUACAGACUGUGAAAAUCUACUAAAGAGGCUGCUGGUGCUUAAUCCAGGCAAACGAGGCAGUCUAGAGCAAAUCAUGAAAGAUCGCUGGAUGAACGUGGGUUAUGAGGAGGAGGAGCUCAAACCGUAUACAGAGCCUGAGGCCGACUUCAGCGACACCAAAAGAAUAGACCUGAUGAUCACAAUGGGGUUCCCAAAAGACGAGAUCACAGAUUCCCUGGUAGGUCAGAAAUACGAUGAGGUGAUGGCUACUUACCUGCUUCUAGGUAGAAAACCUCCUGAGUUUGAGGGCAGUGAAUCUUUGUCCAGCACAAACCUGUGUCAGAUGCCACGACCCAGCAGUGACCUGAACAACUGCUCCUCCCAGUCUCCGGCUCACUCCAAAGUGCAGCGGAGCAUCUCGGCCACACAGAAACAGCGCCGCUACAGUGACCACGUUGCCCCCGCAAUCCCGCCGGCCGUGUCCUACACCAAGCGCACGCAGGCCAACAGUGUGGAGGGAGAGAAGAAGGAGGAGUGGGAGGCAGCACGGAAGCUCCCGACCUCCAGCUCGAAAGGAGACAUGGCCGUCUCACCGCUGACCACACAGGAGCGCAGGAAGUCCUCCACAGCCUCAGGGAACAGCUCAAGUGGAGGAAUGACUCGGAGGAACACGUACGUGUGUGAGCGUGCCAGCACAGAUCGGUAUUCAGCCAUAACCAACGGCAAGGACAGCAGUUUAACAGAGAUGUCUGCAUCUGGAAGUGGAUCUUCUGUGUCCCCAGGAGCUUCCUCAGCGCUGCCUUCAGCUCGGCCACGUCACGUAAAGUCCAUGUCUGCCUCAGGACAUCCCUCUAAGUCCCCGCUUCCCCCCAUUGAGGAUAACGCAGAGUACAAGGGCCCCAGCUCUAGUUCCAGGGCUCCCGCAGCGUCUCCAUCCUCCCACAGCAUCAGCAGCGUGACCCCAGAUCGGACGCGCUUCCCUCGCGGCACCUCCACCCGCAGCACUUUUCACGGAGCCCAGCUGAGAGAGCGACGCAGCGCUACAUACAACGGUCCACCCGCCUCACCCACGCUCUCCCACGAUACGGGGGCUCUGGUACACACUCGCAGGGGAACGUCUACAGGCAUCAUCAGUAAGAUCACCUCCAAGUUUGUGCGCAGGCUGCCCAGUGAAGGAGAGGCCAGGUGCAGGACAUACAGCUUGAGGAGCGGAUCCGGGGAACCUAAGGAGGACGGGCGUGAUUCAAAGCCACGGUCACUGCGCUUUACGUGGAGCAUGAAGACCACGUCAUCCAUGGAGCCCGGCGACAUGAUGCGCGAGAUCCGCAAGGUGCUGGACGCCAACAACUGUGACUACGAGCAGCGCGAGCGCUUUCUACUCUUCUGCGUCCACGGCGACGCCCGGCAGGACAGUCUCGUCCAGUGGGAGAUGGAAGUGUGCAAGCUUCCCCGCCUCUCCCUCAAUGGCGUCCGCUUCAAGCGCAUCUCUGGCACCUCCAUCGCCUUCAAGAACAUCGCGUCCAAAAUCGCGAACGAGCUGAAGCUGUGAUGGAUGUGAAACGGGGAGCGAGUAGGUCCAGGCGAAAGCUUGCCACGUUGAUGUCUACAUUCCCAGUUAGGUUUGGGCACCAUUUUGAGUUACCUGCUUUCUGAAGCUACUGCUGUAUGGUUUGGCCAGUGGAGUUAAAAAAAAUUAGAUUGAAAAAAAUCCUGACCCUAGUCCCUCAGCGCCCACAAAACCCACCACCCUACCUGCUCCUAGUCCCACUUAUACACCAGGUUAGCAUAGCCAUGUUUGCAAUAAUAAUAAAAAACCCUGUCAGGGCAGCAGAUUGGUGUUCCUGUGGCAGGACUACAUUUGUAGGCAAAAGCAGAGACUUUCAGUGCAAAUUUUUUCACAUGUACAGUUAAAAAUACAGAAUGUUUUGUUGAAAUGUUCAUAGACUUGUACGAUGCGUGGCUCUUUCGGUCCGCGUAUCUGAAGGUGUUGUAUAGUAUUGAGUUCUGCACAGAAGAUUUAUGUUGAUUAUGUCUUACUGUAAUGUUUUUGUUUAGCUUUGGCCUCUCUCGUACAGUUUUAGGUUUUUUGCCUCUGCCAUGUGACAUUUUAAAUGUUCUUUUAUACAUUUUUUACUUUUCGACAGGACGUAGAGAGUUGCUACUGUGGCGAGUUACUGAUUAACAGUGUUUUGUAAAGCGAGAUGUGCACAUCCCAAAGGUGAA
Messenger RNA from Trichomycterus rosablanca, 3272 nucleotides. RefSeq names its product MAP/microtubule affinity-regulating kinase 1 (gene mark1). The record is from RefSeq and is a predicted model, not a curated record. Gene Ontology annotation, biological process: protein phosphorylation; microtubule cytoskeleton organization; intracellular signal transduction. NCBI's taxonomy places the organism in Eukaryota, Metazoa, Chordata, Actinopteri, Siluriformes, Trichomycteridae. Bases 229 to 2598 code for a protein of 789 amino acids. The transcript is spliced from 18 exons. Gene Ontology annotation, molecular function: ATP binding; tau-protein kinase activity; protein serine/threonine kinase activity. Gene Ontology annotation, cellular component: cytoplasm.